Molecule: messenger RNA, 7505 nt
Organism: Clupea harengus (Atlantic herring)
Lineage: Eukaryota; Metazoa; Chordata; Actinopteri; Clupeiformes; Clupeidae
Gene: fndc3ba
Product: fibronectin type III domain containing 3Ba
Exons: 27
Coding region: 163-3801 (1212 amino acids)
Molecular function (GO): protein binding
Source: RefSeq, a predicted model, not a curated record
GUUCAGACAUAAUUGACAUGGCGGAAUCUCCCCCUGAUUGCGCUGCGGUGGGCAGACUGACUGCGGAUUGCCUAACUUAUAUCUGGUAAAAAGUGGGGCUCUGGAGUUUGUGAAGAUUAUUUUAUUGCAGCAAGGAGGGCAGUCCAGGAAAUUUCUCCAUGAAUGUACGUCACAAUGAUGAUGACAGACCAGAUUCCACUGGACCUGCCCCCGCCUCUGCUCAACGGGGAGUGUGCCCUGAUGCCGCACAUGGUUAAUGGAGAUGGGUCGCAGCAGGUCUUUCUCGUCCAAGUCAACCCUGGAGAGACCUUCACCAUACGGGCAGAGGAUGGCUCCUUGCAGUGCAUCCAAGGGCCUGCAGAGGUUCCAAUGAUGUCACCCAACGGCUCCAUUCCCCCCAUCCAUGUGCCUCCAGGAUACAUCUCCCAGGUGCUGGAGGACAACACUGGGGUUCGGCGGGUGGUGGUCACCCCCCAGUCCCACGAGUGCUACCCCCCCAGCUACUCCCCGGCCAUCUCCCCGACCCACCACCUGCCCCCCUACAUGACCCACCCCCACUUCAUCCCCAACUCGCACACGGCCUUCUACCCGCCCGUCAGCCCUGGUGACAUGCCCCCGCACCAGUACUACCAGCAUCACCUCCCACCCAUGUAUGGAGAAGAAAUCAUUCCAGUGUACGGCAUGAAUUACAUCAACCGGGAAGAGCAGUACAGCAAACCACAGCCCAAGAAGAUGCCCAAGGAGAGGCAACUGGACCGGCAGAACCGCCUCAACAGCCCUCCCGCCUCCGUCUACAAGAGCACCAUGGGCUGCAACAGCAUGUACAACGGCUACAGCAAAAGCCAUGGAGGAGGAGGAGGAGGAGGCGGAGGAGGCGGCAGUCCCAGUGCCAAGAAGAGCAACCGGGGGCCACGCAGCAGUCCGAGAAGCAGCGAACCAGACCUCCAAGACCCUGACUCAGAAGCGAAGCGCGUUCAAGACAUGCUGUCAGGAAUGGAGAAACCGCAGAUCUCUAACAUCCAGGCAAGGACGGCUCGAUUUACUUGGGCUCCCCCGGCGGGCCUGGUGAACAGGGACAGACACAGCAAUGGCCACCCAUACACCUGCACGUACGAGGUCACGCUGUCAGACAAGGGCCGGGACGGCAAGUACCGCCUCAUCUACAGUGGAGAGGAGUUGGAGUGCAGUUUGAAAGACCUACGACCUGCAACAGACUACCAUAUAAGAGUGAACACCAUGCAUAACUCAGCGAAAGGCUCGUGCUCGGAGGCAGGAGCGUUCACCACCCACAGCAGCACCCCUGACUGUCCCUUCCCCCCCAAACUCUCCCACCGCACUAAGAGCUCCCUCACGCUCCAGUGGAAGCCUCCUGUCGACAAUGGAUCGAAGAUCAGCAACUACCUUUUAGAGUGGGACGAGGGCAAGAGGAACAAUGUUUUCAGAGAAUGCUACUUUGGGAGCCAACGGCACUGUAAACUGACUCGUCUGUGUCCGGCCAUGGCGUACACGUUUCGAGUGGCUGCGCGGAAUGACAUUGGCAUGAGUGGUCUCAGCACCGAGGUGGUGUUCUACACGACUGGAAGCCUUCCCCAUCUGCCGCACGCUCCCCGGCUGGUGCGAGCCGGCAUCACCUGGAUCACGCUGGAGUGGAACCGGCCCGACGGCUGCUCGGCCGAGGAGCACAUGGCCUACACGCUGGAGAUCCAGGAGGAGAACAAAGGAACCGAGUUUCACCCAAAGUACACUGGAGAGAACUUGACCUGUACUGUUGAAGGGCUGAAGAGGAGCACACAGUAUAAAUUCCGGCUGAUUGCGUCUAAUGUGGAGGGCCGCAGCAGCCCCAGCGAGGUCCUGGUCUGCACUACAAGCCCCGACAAACCUGGUCCCCCAUCUAAGCCCUGUGUGAAGGGAGCCAUCACACCUUACAGCUUCACAGUGAAAUGGGAUCCUCCUCAAGAUAAUGGUGGCUCAGAAAUCUUGACAUACCUCUUGGAGAUUUCAGAAGGCAGUUCUGAUGCCAACCAGUGGGACAUUGCUUACAGUGGGCCAGCCACAGAGUGUGAAUGUGAUCACUUGAAACCUGGCACUUUGUACAGGCUUCGCAUCUGCAGCAUCAGCACCGGAGGCCACAGCCAGUGUUCUGAGAGCCUGCCAGUCCGCACACUAAGUGUGGCACCAGGACCCUGCCAGGCUCCGCGUGUCAUCGGCAAAGCCAAACACAAGGAAGUGCAGUUACAAUGGGAGUGUCCGUCCUCUGAAGGCUCUUGUGAAGUGACUGAGUACAGUCUGGUGAUGAGCGAGGGGGAGGCGGAGCCUGCAGAGGUGUACCACGGUCCGGAGCUGGAGUGCACAGUGGGCAGCCUGCUCCCCGGCGCCACCUACAGCUUCCGCCUGCGCGCCACCAAUGAGGCCGGGUACGGACCUUUCUCUGAAGCCACGGAGGUGACGACCGCCGCUGGGCCCCCAGGCCAGUGUGGGGCCCCGUCUCUCACCCUCACAUCCAGUACUUGUGUCCUUGUGAGCUGGGAGAGUCCAGAGACCUCGGGCGCAGACAUCGCAGAGUACCGCCUGGAGUGGGGCCAUGACGAAGAGCCCAUGGAGCUGAUUUAUUGCGGCAGUGACACUCAGUGUGAGAUCUCUGACCUGGCCCCCGCCACGCAUUACUGCUGCAGGCUGCAGGCGGCCAACCAGGCUGGCGCGGGUCCCUACAGCGAGGCUGUGAGCUGCCACACGCCAGCCAGCGCUCCGGAGGUGGUGUCGGGGCUGUGCGUGCUGGAGCAGGACCCCACAGGCUGCGGGGACUACUCGCCCUCCACCUGCUUGGCCCUGCGCUGGGACGAGCCCUGCUGCAACGGGGCUGAGAUCAGCAGCUAUGAGCUGCACCUGGGGGAGUGCAGAAUCAGCCUGGACGGCACCACCACCUGCCAUCUCAUCCAGCAGCUGCAGCCCGACACAGAGUACAGCAUCCAGAUCCAGGCUCUAAACGAGGUGGGCAAUGGUCCUCUGAGUGCCCCUCUGGUGGCCUGCACCCGGCCUCUGCCCCCCGCGCCCCCCCGGCUGGAGUGCGCUGCCCCCGGGCCGCAGAGCCUGAAGCUGCGCUGGGGUGACAGCAGCAGCAGCAGCAGCAGCAGCAGCAACAAGGCCCUCCUGAGCGCGGAGCUCAUCUACAACCUACAGAUGGAGGACAAGACCGGCAGGUUCCUUACCAUCUACCGCGGGCCCAGCCACACGUACAAGAUGCAGCGGCUGGCCGAGUCCAGCUCCUACUGCUUUAGGAUCCAGGCAGUUAGCGAGGCAGGGGAGGGCCCACACUCUGACACCUACAGCUUCACCACUACCAAGUCUGUGCCCCCCACACUUAAAGCUCCCAAGGUGUGCCAGCUGGAGGGUAACAUGUGUGAGGUGAGCUGGGAGGGUGUGUCCCCCAUGAGGGGAGACCCCAUCAGCUACACCUUACAGGUGCUCAUCGGGAGAGAGCUGGAGUACAAACAGGUGUACAAGGGCGAGGAGACAUCCCACCAGAUGCUCCUGCAGUGUAACACAGAGUACCGUUUCCGCGUGUGUGUGUGCCGCCGCUGCCAGGACAGCUCCCAGGAUCUCUGUGGCCCCCUCAGCCCGCCCUCACUCUUCACACCGCGGCGCCCCGAGCCGACCCUGCCUGGGGACACCGCCGCAGCGCUCGUGGUCGCCCCCACCGGCAUCAUCUCUACGGACGAGCGCUUUGCAACGGUUAUCGUUUGCGCCUUCGCCGCCUUCUCCAUCCUCAUCGCCUUCAUCCUCCAAUACUUCUUUAUGAAGUGAUAGAGCAACAGAGAGGGAAAGCACAAAGGGGGAAAGAAAAAACAAACAAACAUUUCAGAAAGUAGCUCUUCAGAGAGAUAUAAGAAGAAAUCAUCAAACACUUGGAGAAUAUGUCUGACGCUACCGGUGUAGUCCAAGUUAUGUAUUCAGGCUUGUUACUCUUUUUGACCUGCACAUCCUACUCUUCUUCUUCUCCGUGACUCUUCUCUGUCCUCACUCGUUUGCUCUCUCUUCUCUUCUCUGUCCUCACUCGUUUGCUCUCUCAUCUCUUCUCUGGAUUUGCCACAUCCACCAAAGCCUUUUACAUCUGCCACCUCAUCAUGAUUAAGAACAUAAACUCUGAUAUAUCAAGCCUUAAAAAUAGUCUUUUAUCCAAAUGAUUUGCAUGUUCUUUUUUAAAUCCAUGGUGUGCAACUAGGAAAUGUAAUGUUCUCUAUACCUUUAUGGCCUUGUAUGUGUUUUUCUCACCUAGUUUGCUGCAGACAUUAUCUGCCUUGUUACAGCCAUAUUCAAGGGUAGGCGUCACAGCUUUAACAUGAAACAUUGAUCGUAGUUUGAUUUCGUCGUUGAUCUUUAAAUGAUGUUCUUUGUACUGUUCUAAUGUUUUGGUUUGUUUUUUUAACAAGAGAGAUCACAGUGUUCAAAAGGAAACCAACACUAAUGGAUGGCUCCAACCAGGCAGUUUGGCCUCUAGAACAUGUAGCAGCUGAAUUGAUUGGUUGAAUCCUCCCCAUGAGUCUCAUUUCAGUCAGAGGGCUAGUCUGGAGCUCCUGCAUUGGAGCUGCCAAAGCAAAGUUGCAAAUCUGUGUGUGGUUAUCGUAAUGCUGCUAUCAUGUGUUUAUAUAUAUAUAUAUAUAUAUAUAUAUAUAUAUAUAUAUAUAUAUAUGAAUAUAUAUAUCUCCAAGGAAAAUAUCCAGUUAUCUAAUAAUAUUUAAUAUAUAUCUAUAUAUAUAAAUCUUUAAACACAAUUUAUUAUGAGAAAUAUUGGGUUUGAAGUAGGCGUCUCAUAUGAGUCGGCUCACAUACUUUGGUGCUUUUUUUUGUUUUGUUUGUUUUUGAAUCUGUGGUCAGUAGUGGUGCAGGUGAUGCAUGGGAGGUGGCUGUUCCAUAUGCAAGCCAUUCAAUUACUGCCACCCCACCACAGAAGCCUGACUUGUGAACGGGCGAGCCCUGGAGCUUUGUCAGGCUCUGCCCAAAAUUUGACUGGCAGUUGGUGACUCUGCUACUGUCACACCAGUCCCAAACCUUCUUGUUUCAUUCUGCUUAUCGGACCGAAGCUGCCAGGCCCAAGAGGUUCAGCUGCUCCAGUUGCUAAUCUUCCUCUGGAGUUAGAGCUCAGCACUCUCACUACAGACCCAGGGACCAUGACGACUGUUGAAUGACUCGUGCCACAACAAAUCAAAUCAAAGCAAAUCAUUACUCGUAUCGCUGCUGGCUGCUCUGUGAAUCAUGAUCUGUCAUUGUGAGACCCCUUUCUUUGCCUUUUUUCCCAUUUUGCAGUGUUUUAUUCCUCUGUUCCUCUCUUUCUCCCUCUCUCUCUCUGUCUCUCUGUACCACUGUUGUUUCAGUAUUCUGUUCAAUCUCAAAGAUGCUUUCAUGACACAUUGCAGCAGUCAAACCCCCCUUGAUCUUCAAACCCCAACCAAGAACCUUAACAUACAUGCCAAACACUAUUGGGGGGACAGGGCCAUGCAAUGAGCUUCAUUAGCCAAGGUACAAAAAUGAUCAGAUUCAACAGAUCCAAAGAUAGCCUCCGAUACCUGCAGAUGUCUUUCUAGCAAGGGGAAAAAAAGAAGGGGAAAUUGUCGGGGUGCAGGGCUAGUAAUGGUCAGUAAGCCUCUCCCUCAUUCCUGACUGACAGCAUGUAUCGUACCUCAGGGACAUGGACUUUCAAGAGGUGAAGAAAUGAAUCCUUUGUUACCAGGAGGGUGCUGCAAACACUAUUGUGUUUUUGUUUGUUUUUCUUUUUGUUCUGCCAUCACGGUCAUCACUCUCAGUUUUCCCAAUAUGCCCUCUUCUUUCUACAUUUCUUCUUGCCUAAGCUGUGCCUUGCUCCUUUGUGUCCUUAAGCAGAAUCGUUUACUAGCUCAAGAUACCUUUGCCAAAGUAAAUGGGAAUCUAAGGUAUAAUUCUUUUAGUUUUAUUUAUACUAUAUAUUGCAUUCAGUACUUUAAAUGCCAAUUACAGUGCAAUCUUCAUUUAUUUAUUUUUUUAAAUUUAAGAGACAAAUGUAGUUAUGUACUAAUUUUUUUUUCUCUCUUGUAGCAUGUUAUUUCUGUUCGUUUUUGAUGUAUUAGAUUCGUGAUUAAGGCCAGCAUUCCUAAUAAUAAUAAUAAUCCUUUGAUGAUGUUUCUUUCAGUAAUUUGGUACAUGUAGCAAGCAACAUGCUGAUAACAUUUACAUUUACAUAUAACCAAAUGCCUAUUCAUCACCUUUCAGAUAAGUGCUGUACUAUCAGCCUGUUGUAUUUGCAUAUAGAGUUUGUAGCAAAUGUUUAACCAGGUUAUGGUGUUCUGUAAAGGAAUAUAAUUCGCUACAUUUUGUUAUUGCUUUAUAGUGUUAUGAAGCUUAUGAUAUACUGUUUGCCAAAGCUGAGGCCUGUCCACCUUACCUUUUUUCUUUGUUUGCUGUUUAUUUAAAGGGUUAACUGACAAAUCCUUUGUGACUAUAGAGCAUUAUUAUCUUGAAAGAGGAAAAUGUUAACUUGAUCUGUGAUUACACCUUUUUUUCUUUUUGUAGAGAAAAUUGUGCCAUUUAUUUGUGUAACCCCUUUUUGAGGUGAGGUUUUAUGUACAAUUUCACGCUGAAAGGUCAGAGAAACAAUCAAACUGUAUUUUGAGUAAGUACUUUUUUUCCAUACAUCAUAGCUCAGUAGGGAACUUAUCCAGUAUUUUGCUAAGGAAUGAUAUAUAGAGUUAUAUUAUAGAUAUAUUAUAUGUCAACUAACAGAAAUGAAGCACUUUUAAAAAAAAAAAGCUAAAUAUUAGUCUUCAUAAAGUUUAUCAUGAUCAAAUUUCAAUUAUUUCAAGUGAUGCUUUCCCUCAUAAAAAUCAAGUUGCUGCAACAAAUUUUAAAAAGCAUGAAUAAGCUGGCCAUAACAAAUAGAAGGUCAGAUAAAUCCGUAAUGUCUAAAAUAUCUCUAAACCUAAUACCAUCAUUAUUGUUUGCAUUCAUCUCAGUCUAUCUAUAAGGUCUUCGUCAAAUUAUGUGUUAAGAUUAACAAAGUGCUUAGAAUUUUAAGCAAAUGGUUUUCAGAGACCUAACAUUUUUUUACCCAACAAUUUUUUUGCUAUUUUUAUACCAUUGUUGAAUUUUGUUUGAAUGCAAAAGUAUUGAUUCUUUUUUUUUUUAAUCGUAGUUUUUCCAAACUCCCCAAAGUGGACCCUGGUAAAUGUAUAGAGUAAAUGUAUUGAACUAUUUUCCAAAAACGUAAAAAUGUAUUUUAUACCUCACAGUUUGAAAAAAAUGAGAAACAUUCCAAGCUUUUCAUGGUCUACAAUUUCUAAGAAUCAUACAUUUCUUCUUGUAUUGUAAAUGUUAAACAAUUUCAUAUGCAUUAUAAAAAAAAAAAACUGCCAUAUCAAUUUUAAUGUAUAGAUUUUUGCAAAUACUACCCAAUGUAUGUAAGACUCUGUAUCUGUAGCUUAUAUGUAAUAUAUUUAUGCCCAAUAAAUGUUUUAAUUUUUUUUUCUGAUUUGGAAGAA